Messenger RNA from Alligator mississippiensis (American alligator), 4354 nucleotides. RefSeq names its product component of oligomeric golgi complex 7 (gene COG7). The record is from RefSeq and is a predicted model, not a curated record. Lineage: Eukaryota; Metazoa; Chordata; Crocodylia; Alligatoridae. Bases 160 to 2322 code for a protein of 720 amino acids. The transcript is spliced from 15 exons. Gene Ontology annotation, biological process: Golgi organization; retrograde vesicle-mediated transport, Golgi to endoplasmic reticulum; intracellular protein transport. Gene Ontology annotation, cellular component: COG complex.
CCCGGCAGCGCUCGCGCGGUGUGUAAACAAGGAAGAUGGCCGCCGCCAGGCCCUUGUGAGCGCGGGCCAGGUCGGGUGGGCCCAGGAGCCCGGGAGGGUUGGCCGGGCGAGCUCGGGGCCGGCUCCAGGGAGCCCCUGCCGGGGCGUGCUGCAGCCGCGAUGGAUUUCUCCAGGUUCCUGGCUGACGACUUCGAGGUGAAGAGCUGGGUGAACGGGGCCUUCCGGGCCGGGCAGCAGGACGCGCCGGGCAAGGUGGACGCGCACGCAGCCACGCUCGUCAUGAAGCUGCAGCUCUUCAUCCAGGAGGUCAACAACGCGGUGGAAGAAACGAGUCACCAGGCACUUCAGAACAUGCCGAGAGUCCUGCGGGACAUGGAAGCCUUGAAACAGGAAGCAACUUUCCUGAAGGAGCAAAUGAUCCUCGUGAAAGAGGAUAUUAAGAAAUUUGAAGAGGACACGGCUCAGUCAAUGCAGGUCCUGGUGGAGAUUGAUCGAGUGAAAUCCAGAAUGCAGCUGGCUGCCGAGUCGCUCCAGGAAGCAGACAAGUGGAGCACGCUGAGUGCAGAUAUCGAGGAGACCUUUAAAACUCAGGAUGUGUCUGUGAUCUCUGCCAAGCUAACCAGCAUGCAGAGCAGCUUGGCGAUGCUUGUGGACACGCCGGACUACUCGGAGAAAUGUGUGCACCUUGAGGCACUGAAGAACCGUCUGGAGGCCCUGGCCAGCCCUCAGAUUGUCGCCACAUUCAAUGCUCAGUCUGCGGAUCAGGCCAAAGUGUUUGUGAAAGUCUUCACCGAGAUCGAUCGGAUGCCCCAGCUCCUUGCAUAUUACUACAAGUGUCACAAGGUGCAGCUGGUGGCAGUCUGGCAGGAUCUUUGUCAGAGCGAUUUAAGCCUGGAUCGGCAGCUGACUGAGCUGUAUGACACUCUGCUUGGAACAUGGCACUCGCAACUCCAGUGGGCCAUGCAGGUUUUCAAGAACCCCCAUGAAAUCGUGACCGUGCUGCUGAUCCAGACGCUAGGGGCAUUGGUGCCUUCCAUCCCUGUCUGCCUCAGCACCGCAAUGGAGCAAGCAGGUCAGGAAACAAAGCUGAUGAAGCUGCUGGAGCUGUAUGACACCACCCUGCACUUCGCACGAGGCCUGGAGGUUGCAAUGCUGCCUAAUCUACAAGAACAUAACUUGGUAAAAGUGAUGGAACUGGUGGAAGUGGUAUAUGGUCCAUAUAAGCCCUAUCAGCUGCAGUAUGGAGACCUGGAAGAAGAAAACCUCCUCAUCCAGAUCAGUGCAGUGCCCCUGGAGCACUGGGAAGUAAUUGACUGUGUCCAGGAGCUGAACUACUCGGUGAACAAAGUCUUCAGCUUGGCUUCUGCAGCCAUCGAUAACUGCAUGAAACUCACGGAUGGACUGGGCGUGUGUGGACUCCUCAAGGCCCUCAGAGCUCUUUUUGCCAAGUACGCAUCCGACUUCACCAACACUUUGCAGUCUGUACGGAAGAAAUGCAAACUGGAUGAUAUUGCUUCAGAUUCCCUCUUCCAGGAGGACUGGACUGCGUUCCAGAACUCCAUCAGAAUAAUAACAACUUGUGGUGAACUCCUUCGGCAGUGCGGGGAUUUUGAGCAGCAGCUGGCAAACAGGAUUUUAUCCACAGCCGGGAAGUACCUCUCUGACUCCUACAGCCCCUGCAGUUUGUCCGGCUUGCAGGAUGCCAGCUUGGCUGACAAGAAGAGCACAGGCAAGAACCCCUGGCAAGAAUACAGUUACCUUCAGAAAGAGAACCCGGCUGAGCAUGCCAGCCUCCUGGAAACACUCUACACCUUGAAGGAGAAAGGCACAAGUAACCACAGCCUGCUGUCUGCAUCUCGAACUGCCCUAACCCGCCUCAACCAGCUGGCACACCAGUUGGCGUUCGAUUCUGUUUUCCUUCGCAUAAAACAGCAGCUCUUGCUCAUUUCCAAGAUGGAGGGCUGGAGCUCGGGUGGCAUUGGCGAGACGCUAACAGAUGACCUACCAAACUUCAGCCUGACUCCCCUGGAAUACAUCAGCAAUAGACUGAAGAGCCUGGCCCCCCCAGUGCAGGUGUCACACAAAGGAAGCCCUGUUGUACCAGACUUGCCGAAGAGCUUGAUCCUUUCUGCCCUUCCAGGCCCUGGGAGCCUCUCUGGUCUUUCUGCACCUGCAGAGGUAGAGGAGUCUUUUUCGAGUACCAGAACGCUGGGAAUGGGAUGGGGAACGUGGGCCAGUUGUGUUGGCGGGUCCUGCUGCCACAGCUCUUUGAUUCUGUUCACUGGUGCAGGCUUGGAGGUUGCUCCCUUGCCUCCCCCCUAGAUUCAUAGAUUGUAAGGCUGGAAGGGACCUCGGAAGAUCAUCAGGUCCAGCCCCCUGCACCAAGAUAAUGGGGUCAGGUGACCCCAGCAAGGUGACUGUCUAGUCUCCUUUUGAAGAUUUCCAGGGUAGAUGAUUGCACCACCUCUGGAGGGAGCUUAUUCUACAGUAUGGACACCCUGACUGUGAAGAAGGUUUUCCUGCUGUUGAGCCUGAAUUGGUCUUCCAGGAGUUUGUGGCCAUUACUUCAGUGUUUUCCCCUUGGGUGCCCUGGUGAACAGUUGCUCACAUUUGCUCCCUGUAACCUUUGAACAGGGAGAGGGCAGCAACUCCAACGUCUGCCUUGGUGAGCCAGGCUCUGUUGGAGAUUGAGGAGAGUGGAGCUCACUCAGUGGGUGCUGAUGGCUUGCUUGAUCUGCCGUGUAAAUGUCUGCCUGGCACUGAUGUGUGCAGCACAUGCUGCUCUCUAACAGGGAAUUGACCUUUGAGAAAGUGCCCCUGCAGUGAAGGCAGCGCCUGCGGUGUUGCUGCUCCCGGCUGCACAGAGCUAACAGUCAGGUACUGCUGAGUUUUGUGGUAUUCACUGUAUAGCUUGAAACCAAGCCACCGUGGGGAGGUCUUUGACAAAAUGCAGAGGUUCACGGGUGAUGCAGCUGGUAAAAUGGAGAGGGAAGCUCCUGCUGCUAAUUUUGUCACCAAGCUGCCAGUGCUGCUUUCCUGAGGGAACACCUGACAGCACACAUGAGCCCUGGAUGUGUUUGGCAGGACAUAAUGGCAGUUUAAAAACCUCAGCACCUCAGGGCUUUGGGUCAGCUCACAGAGGGACUCUGUGUCUGUGUGGGCCAGAAGUAGCACCUAGGAGCCGCCUGCCUGCAGGGGGUUGGCUUUCCAGAGCCUCCUUUCCAAAGCUGCUCGUUAACCUGUGGCUGGGUGCAGAGCGUGAGUGCUGUACAUCCUGGGACCAGGAUGGAGCUUAGGCAGCCUUUGAAGCAAUCAUAGAAGUCGGGUGGGAAGGGACCUUGUAGAUCUUCAAGUCCGACCCCCGGCCUGGGCAGGAGGAAAACUGGGCUCAAGUGACCCUAGCCAAGUAGGCAUCAAGCCACUUCUUAAAGACCCCCAGGGUAGGAGCCAGCACCACUUCCCUUGGGAGUCGGUUCCAGAUCCUAGCCGCCCCGCCCGUAGUUUUUACGGAUGUCUAAUCUGAACCUACUCUCCAACAACUUGUGGCCGUUAUUCCUUGUUAUCCUGGGGGGCGCUCGGGGAAACAAGGUCUCCCCCAAACCCUUCUGGUCCCCCCUAGUGAGUUUAUAGACGGUCACCAGGUCCCCCCUCAGCCUUCUCUUGUGAAGGCUGAACAGGUUCAGGUCCCGUCGCCUCUCAUUGUAGGGUCUUCCCUGCUGUCCCCAGAUCAUGCGGGUGGCCUCCUCUGGACCCUCUCAAUGUUGUCCACAUCCCUCCUGAAGUGGGGUGCCCAGAACUUUGCAACGCUGCUGCUUGGCCUAAAACAUGCAGGUGCCAUUGAGACUGAGACCCAUGCAACUGCACUUGCCAUGCGGAAGAGCUGUCCAUGGGGUUUAGUGUGCUGCCCAGGGAGGGCAAGUGUCCGGGUGGGUUCAUGCAGCUUGUGUCUGCUUUGGGCAGCCUCUGUGGCAUGACAGCAUUCUCUAACCUCCCCGCUACAACUGAGCUGCUGUUUCCUCUUCUGUGGUGAGUUCGGAGCAGGCUUUUUGGUUUCAGUCCAGAAAACAAGGCACCAGUCCCCCCAGGUUCGAGGCAGUAAUUACAGCCCUACGCCUGCCUACUUGUUUUUCUUGCCACAGUUGCCUCUGUGACUGGGCCCUUGACUUUCCGGAAAAGUCUUCCUCUUGCAUGGACAACAUGGGCCAGUGGCUGGGAGGGGGACCUGGUUUCUGGAGGGAGUCGAGGUUGGCAGCUGUUGGGCUUAGUGGUCAGGCCCAGCCCCGGCCCCAAUCCAUGCCAGGCUGCCCUGCACGUGGGUCCUAACAGCAUUGUGUCAGACUAACAGCCCUUUCUC